UUUUAUGUUCUUAUCUCUUGUCGUACUCCGUAUUUAUUAUGUGUGUGUGAUCAUUGAGCUGAAUGUUUUUGUGUUACUUCUUGCUGUGAUUUUUUGUCUACAUGGAUAUCUGUGAAGAGUUAAUUGGUAAUAUCAUGCUCUUACUAUGAAUUUAACCUGCUGUAACUUUUAAGAGAUUCUCUUACUAUGGUAUUCUUUGUUAAUCCUUUAGAGCUCUCAUUGUUGGCUUUGGAAGAAUGCUUUAGGACAUUGUUGGCUUCAAUUGCCACAAUCAGACAUAAACAAGUAGUGAACUGGUUGUUAACUCUUUACUCUGUAGCAAUCGGUUAGUCGAUAUCCAAAAUAUAUGUCGGAAUGCGAGUUAUGUGUUACAAUUACUCUAAAAUCCAGAUAAUGAUGUAUAUUUACUAAAGGAAAAAUUUGGAAAGUACCUCUCAUCGCAAAGUUAGGAAGCACAAAGAUACUUCUCUGUUUUACAAUCGAAAUUAUAAAUAAAGCAUCAAAUCUUCUUCACUUAUCUAUUAUUUACCUACUUGCUCUUUACUCUUCUUUGUAAUUCAUUCGUAAAGCUCUUCAACUAUCAAUGUUAGACGCUAUGCCUUUGAAAAUUAUAUAGAAUUAUGAGUUGGUUUUGAGCCUUUAGGUUCUCAAACCACUUGAAAAACUUGGCUUUAAGCUUGUAUGCUAGAAUAGACCCAACAAGGUUUCUUGGCUAGUGGACAGUCUCAAGUUUUCAUUCCGAAUGUGCUUUCUGGCAGACCGCAGAAGUGUAAUCCGUCACGUCACGGAUUGAUGAAAUCCUAGGAUCAGGUCUAACAAAGGCAUAAAGGUUUUGACAGGAGAAUAAUGUGAUACUCCAAUUCUUGAAUAGUUACAGAAUUUUAAGUACUCUAUAAACCUUCGGUUCUUCUACUACUAAUGAACUUAAAAACUUGUUUGGUGACACAACAAGAAUCAGCAAGUUGUUUGGUUAGCUAUAACCAGAUUGUUAAAAUUACUGCUUGUUAAUACAAUCUUGAAUAAGUUAUCCUAUCUUCUGGUAAACACUCUUUUGUAUAACAAUAUUUAAAACUUGUUAAGUAGCCAUUAAUUUGUAUCAUCCUGCAGGUGUUUGUGUUUCAUCAUCCCUAGUUUGAUUUUCUCGGUCCUAUAAAUAAUAAAAUGAAUUUAUCUUCUCUAUGCUGACAGCUGCAUACUUCUUUACUUUAUGAAGUGUGUAUUUCAUCAUUUAUAGUCGAUACAAUCCGUGAUCUACGCUUCUUUAAACUGUUUAUUUGACUUUCCUCUCAUACCCGUCUUGCUGUUCUAUCCAGGCUAUGCUGUGGUAGCCCAGAGUUUCAGUUUCAUUGGACUGGGCUCUUGGUGGGCCCAGUAAGAAGGGAUUUUUUGUUUGGGCCACAUUUGGAAAGUCUGAACUUCUAAGCUAGCUCCAGUAGUCAAAAUUCACUAGAAAAUGCCUGUUCCAAAUGCUCAAACAUGGAUAUUAUCUGCUAAUUUAUUUAUUUCUAUAGGUUGGAAUUUACUAAUAUAAUCUGACUUGCUAAAUUGUCCCCGCGCAUAUAUAUAAGGAUAGAGAGCUAAGACAGUAGGUUUCACUUCUGUGUUAGCGUCGCCGCAGUCUUGCAAGCCAUAUGGAGCAGCAACAGAUUGAGAAGUUCAAGAGGUACGAAGUUGAGUGCAGGAGAUAUUUGAUGUCCAAGUACUUCUCAGACAAGAAUAUCUUUGGAGGAAACAUAUUUGAUGUAAAAAUGACUAAAGAUGGAGAAACCACAAAAGUGAGCAGGUUUCCUGGUUACCAGUCCUAUGUAGACCCUGCUAAUUUUAAUGAUGGAAACAGUAGCAAGUCAAAUUCUACAAGUGAAACUCAUGCUAAGAGGAAGCAACCUUCAAAGAAAAAUUACUUAUCUUAGAAUUUCUUUCCUUUUAUUGGGCAAUCCUUUUAAUCCGUACAAUCUUGUGGAUAUGAAUAUUAAACUUUCAAAGAAUUUCAUUUUAUCCU
Nicotiana tabacum (common tobacco) is the source of this 1999-nucleotide messenger RNA. Lineage: Eukaryota; Viridiplantae; Streptophyta; Magnoliopsida; Solanales; Solanaceae. The record is from RefSeq and is a predicted model, not a curated record.